GAAGAGGACGUAGACUUUAUCAAUGAGUACGUGAACCUCCACAAUGAGCUCCGGGGCGACGUCAUUCCCCGAGGGUCUAACUUGCGCUUCAUGGUAAUGCAGAUCGUGACGAAGUCAUAUGUGCCGUGUCACAGAGAACCACUGAAAAGACAGGGUUAAGAGCACAAAAUAAGCUGCAAACCAUAUAUGGAGAAACCAUUUCUUCAAACUUGUGAUGAACUCAUGUUCUGCUCUCUGCUUUGUCAACGCUGAAGUCAGCUGUGCUCCGUGUAGCUGAGGGCUGAGAACCAAGAAGGAAGCAAGCACACUUUCAGAACCUGUGAUCAGCUUCAUCUCAGCCUGCGGGGCUUCAUGCCUGUCAGAACGACAGAGCAUGCGGGCCACACUUGCCGCAACGGUCUGGAUGGUGUUUGUAGUCUCCUGUUACGCAUACACAAGGAAUACUCUGCCAGAUAUCGAAAAUGAGGAUUUCAUCAAAGAUUGUGUUCGAAUUCAUAACAAGUUCCGAUCGGAAGUAAAGCCAGCAGCCAGUGACAUGCUGUACAUGACUUGGGACUCAGCAUUAGCCCAAAUUGCAAAAGCAUGGGCAGAAACUUGCCAGUUUAAACAUAAUGUACAGCUGAAGUCACCCCACAGGCUGCACCCAAACUUCACUUCACUGGGAGAAAAUAUCUGGACUGGGUCUGUAUCCAUAUUUUCUGUGUCUUCAGCCAUCACAAACUGGUACAAUGAAAUCCAAUACUAUGACUUCAAGACUCAGAAAUGCCAAAAAGUCUGUGGCCAUUAUACUCAGGUUGUUUGGGCAAACAGUUACAAAGUUGGCUGUGCAGUACAAUUUUGUUCAAGAGUUUCUGGCUUUGAAACUCUUUCUGAUGGAGCACAUUUUAUAUGCAACUAUGGACCAGCAGGAAAUUACCCAACUUUGCCGUAUAACAAAGGAGCCACUUGCAGUGCCUGCCGCAAGAAUGACAUGUGUUUGGACCAGCUCUGCGCUAACCCACAGCGAGACAAAGUCAAACGUUACUACUCUCUUCAGUAUCCAGACUGGCCGAUAUCCUUACGUAACAGAUACACCUCUCUCUUUCUCAUUGUUAGUCCACUAAUUCAUAUACUGACUGUUAUAAUUACCAUUUUGAUCAAACACAAAUACCCUAAUUUAGUUCUUUUGGAAUAAUACAAUCCAGGACAAAAAAAAUCAUUCAUAUAUGACUUUUUUAAAAACAGUAACAAGUGAAUGUAUGUCUAAUUUGAAAAACAUUUCAGGAAACAAAGUGUGCUCUUACCAAAAAAAAAAAGAAACUGUUCUACAGGAUAAAUUCAUCUUUACUUUUCACUUUUCUGUGAAUAAACAUUAUCUUUGGUAAGAAAGCUAGCCUCUCUAUGUCUUGGCUUCCAAAUCUGUAAAAUGAGUGAGUUACAUUUAGGUGAUUCUAACUCUAUCGGCCCUCAUUUUUAGUUACAAACAUCUCUACGUUACUUGUCAUAUGCUGCCUCGACUCUAAACAUCUGUGAUUUUUUUCCCUCACUCUACUGCAACUUGGUAUCUCUCUGUUUUACCUCUCCCCAGAUUUAGGAUAGAGUACUAAUUAAGGAACUUGAUUUAAGAGGCUUAUGGGCUAUAUAAUCUUGGUAUAAAAAGUAAAAUGUUUAGUUGCUAUCAUUAAAGAGGGAGAGAGAACACUGAAAAUUUGAUUUGCCUCAAAACCAAAUGCUGGGACAUGAUAAUAUUUAAUAGUCUAACCAGUGGUGUCAGUCACUGGAUUUUAUUGAUAAUUACAAUAGCUAAACAAUAGUUCGACGGCAGUGGGCUUAAACAACACUCCAAAAAUUUUAUAUAAAAUAACCUAAAGAAAUUACUCCUAAAAUCACAAUUAGGCAAAAUCUGCUUAGAAUAGAUUAGGCCCAACAUACACAAAGACAUAUAUAUAGGUUUCUAGUACAAAAUUUUUCCAAAAAAAACCCACAUGAAUAUAAUAAUUUAUUUAUAAAGAACUCUGUUCUGGAAACAAAAGAAACUAGAAAAAAACGAUCAAAGUAUUCCUUCUCAUAGAUACGGCAACUAAUGCCUAGUAUACCUCAAAAUCCUUUACAAAAGGAGAUAGCUUAAGAAAUGCUAGUUCAGGGUUUUUUUUUUGUUUUUUUCUUUUCCUAUGUUACUUUUUUUUCUUCUUUUUCUUUUCAUUUGCUUCCAUCUUAAGCUUAAGUUCUUCAGCUGUAAGUGCUCCCAGUUUCUUAUUCUUUGCUUUCUUAACCUUUUCUUUGAUGGCAGCCACAUCAAUUUUAGUUUCAUUAGAAGCUAGACAAGUGAAAAACACAAUAUAUGUAAUCCUUUACAUUUUACCAAAUAAAGCAUAAACAAUAUGUGGUUAGGACAAUAAUUUGAGAGUACUGUUACAACUGAAAGGUAAUAUAAAAUACCUGCCUAAAUGCAGGAAAUUCUGAACCACCAUUUCCAACUUUCUUCAAAUUAACAAUAAAUCAUAAAGUAAAGCACUAUAACAUACAUUAGUACAAGUACGCACAAAAAUAACUUUAAAGCUGAGAAAUUCAAACCAGUUACUGAAUUCAGCUUUAUUAAAAUUGUAUUUUUCCUGAAAUCCACUUGAGAUCAGAUUAUUUUUAUUCUUUUUAUAUUCUUUUAGGACUUUAGACUACUCAUUAAUAUGCCAAUUAUCUAUCAUGUAUAAAACUAAUUUAAAAUUACAGUUCAUGAAGAAUAUUACAUGUAACCCUUUAAGCCUCAAUGCAUUUAAUUAGCUAACCAUGAAACCACAGGUUAAAACUGAUGUUAUCUAACACCACAACAAAAAAAAAUCAAAAUAAAAAUUUUUCAAAUAGUUCAAUGAAUGAGUAGUAUGUUAUUUAACAAAAUUUCGGCAGUAAAAACAAUAACUUAGGUAAGUUUGUGAAGGUCCUCCUAUAUAAUCAACCAUAUAAUCAAUGUCAAAAACAUGAAUAAAAUAGGGGAAGGAAGCACAAAACAAUGCAACCUUUUCUGAUGAUUUAAAGUACAGUAUUCAAAGCACAAAAGUACUGGAGGAUAAAAAGUUCAUACAAACUAUCCAGCAACUUGAGGAACAAAGAGAUUUAAAGCUUCCACUAUAGUGGAACAGCUACAUUUUAAAUUGCUAUUAGAGACUAAGGCUAAAUUAGCUAGUGAGUACCUUCAAAAUAAGUAAGUGCAUAAACUGGAAAUUUUAAUGCUUAAUGUUUUUAAUUUUAUAUAACCUAUUUUUUAUCAUCUACAAAGUAGAAUACAGUAUUUUUAAGUUAACAUUGCCAUAACAUUAAGAUAAUAAAAUAGUAAUGGGUUACAGCUGUUUUUGACCACUAGGUCAUGUACACUCCUGCCACUAUGCCCACCCUCCCACACUGUGCCACUAUUCACUUUGGAGGGUUACUUUAGGAAGCAUACAAGUAUUACCAGAGAAAGGGAAUGCAAAAGACGAGAAAAUAAAUCAGGUAAAAUGAGGCUAGAAAUGAAGCAUAAGGGAAAAGUGCUUUUCCUUAGCAUCUUUUUAAUAAAAAAAAAAAAUAGCCUCUCAAUAAUUUCUUCCUGUCAUACCGUUAGUGUUCUUUAGCCCAAAGUAAUGAGAAAUCCAUGCUAAGAGUAAUGGAACAAAACUUUAAGCCAAAGAACACACAAAUAAAUGGAAGAAAAGCCCAACCUCUUACGAGCCCUUUCUGACAGGCAUGAUAGCAAGCUCAGGGGUGUCACUGCUUCACUGUUACCUUAUCUCUAUAGGGGAUGCACUGCUCUGGUUAUGGCUCUCACAACAAAGGGUCCCUCCCCAGCCCAAGACACAGACAAGGCACUGUCAAUCUGGAAUACCCUGAAAUAGCCAUUAGUUACUACUAAAUAAUAAAUUACCCAGGACAUUUAUUGUUCCUUGGAUUAAUGAAAUGCUAAGAUAAUUGAUGGAGGAUAUGGUUAUUUUUUUACUUGAUAGUCAGAGAUUCGGACAAAUUCAGCUGAAAAACAAACAUUACCUUCCUUGGGCUUCACAACUGGUUUUUCUUUAGGUGGAAUAAAAGCUUUCUUUCUUUCUUCUUGUCUCUUACUGACAGCUUCUGCUUGUUUAGCCUACGUUAUUAAUAGAGCAUACGUUAGUAAAAUAAAAUUCACAGUUAAAUAAGGAUUCAAGUUUCCAUGAGCUCUGCUAAUAAUGUUGUGAGGUAGACACAAACAGUAUUACCUUUAUUGCUUCCAUUUUCUGUCGCUUCUUCUGACUUGCCUUCAAAAAGUAUUCGCCACUAGCCAAUUCUUUAUCAAUCUGUAGAAAAGGGCAUUUACAAUUACUUCAGGAAUAAUGUAGAUGAGAAAUCAUUUCCUAAGACUGAAACCUAGGAGUAAAUUUUUAACUUUGCAACUCUGGACAAAGGACUAUUUGAAUACACAGCUUCAGACCUUUUUUUCCCAGAUAAUAAAUUCAACCAUUGCUAGACCCUAGAAUGGGUACCAAACGAGUAUAAGGCAGUGUUCUUGGACUCCAUAAGCCUAUUAAUUAGUAGGGGACAUAAAGCAAGUACCCAAACCCCUACAGUGAAGGCUGCAUAUGAAAAUAUAGUCCACUUUCCCCAGCAUAUGUUGUUCCCUACCACACGUAUAGGUAGAGUGAGCAUUCAGUAUGGGACACAAGGUGAUUGAAAGUAUAUAAAAGAACCAAAUUAGUAAUUACAGAUAAUAAUUAUCCAAGGAAAAACAAUUAUUUUCAACUCUGUAAGAAUUAACAAAAUACAACUGACAAAGGCCACACUGCAUGUGGUAAGGUCUGUUACUGGCUAAAAUUUAAUAAAAUAAAAUCUGCAAAAUUAGACCUGGAGAUUGGGACUUAAAGGGAAUUCAUGGUGGCCGAAGCUAAUUCAGUAAAAUCUGAUAUUAAACAAAAAAAAAAGUUUGAAGAAUCAAAUCCUCACUGUCAAAAUUAUACAUGGAAAAGUAAAUUUAAUAAAAAACAUAAAAGCAUAGAAAAAUUAGAACUAUUUUACUGCACUAUAAAGAAAUUUAUUCAAGACUUGUAUCAGCUUAAUAGUAUUUAAUAUGGAAACACUCCUGUGCAGAAAUUUCAGUAUUAGUAUAGUUUCAAUAUAAAUCUUUACAAAGUCAUAGUGUUUUUGGGAUUAGGACAGAGUGGUUAAAACUCCCUAUGACAUUCUUAAAGGCAAGACAUAAAAAGAAAGAAGUGUACUCUAAGCUCAGGGAAAUACAUGCACAAAAAGCACGGAAGUGGUCAAGUAGGUGAUGUGUUCAUGAGAUGCACUACACUUUGGUUUAGGUGGAGUGAAAGGUCAAUGUUUCAGCAAACUGUAAGAGGAAAUUGGAAAGACAGUUUUGGAAAAGCCUGAAAAGGCCUUUAUAAAGAAGCCAGGAUAUGAUUUGAAAUGACUGAAAGUUUCUGAGAAGAGACUAAAGUAGCAUUUUAAUAAGGUACAGAAGAAGAAAGAGGAAACAGUAAGAGACUGAAAUAAAGGCAAUGGCGUUCAGAAUGAUGAGCAACUGCCAGGAUUUGGUGAUUAAUUAAAUACUAAUUAGAGAAAACCACAGUUGGUUCAUUCAAUAUAUAGUCAAUAAGUACCCUUGUUCUAUCUAUCUUAUAUAGUGUUAUCAUAUCCAAGGCACUGUUCUAGGCUCUUUACAAGUACUAACUCAUUUAAUCCUCAUUAACAAUUCUUUGAGAUAGGUCUUAUUAUUACCCUCAUUUUAUACAUGGGGAAACUGAGGCAUAGAUGAAUUAAACAGCUUGACCAAAGUCAUAUAGCAAAUAAGUUGGCAGAACAAGUCAAAUGAGACAUCGCUGUCUUCAAGAAACCUACAGUCAUAGGAGAGAAAGACAAGUCAAUCAGUAAUUAUAGGACAGGGCCAUAAGAAGUAUGGCAGGUGCUAUGGAAACAUGAUUUAAUAACUAGAUCCCUCUACUUUUCUCCAACUAUCAGUCUCCUUCUGGCUUCACUUUCCAAAGUAGACCCCAUGGUCUACCACUUCCAUUUUUUUGCACUGGAAUCAUCAUUCCUUUUCUCCCUUUGACCUUUCUUCAUACCUUCCCUGAAAAAACCCCAAACACAGGGCUGUGGAGAGGAUGGUAUAUACAAAGAGAUAGGGUUACAUGCUGAGUAGAAAGAACUAGUAGAGAGGGAAGACUUCAAGAUACAGCAUAGGGAGGGGAUAAUGAAGCAAGACACCUUAAGGAAUAGUUAUAAGGUAGAAUUCAAAGAAGUAAAAAGGUUGAUACAAAUAGGAAAAAAAAAAAAUUGUGGUAAGAGAAGAGGAAGAUGAGAAAAUUCUUAUAUCAAUUAUUUCAGUAAACGAAAAGGCAAAAGUCAUCUGCUAAGAGUGGGAGAGUCUGAGGGAAUUAAGAAGAUACACCGAACUGCCAGACAAUAUUGAGAACCUACCUGAAGCUGGAAACAUGAAUCUACAGUGGAUUGAACCCAAAGAUAUUAUUUUCUCCUACUAUGUUUGGUAGUCACAGUAUGGAAAAGAAACCACGUUUUUGGACUGAUCCAAGUUUUAGGAUUUUUCAGGGCAGGUGUGAUAGAAAGAAAGGGAGGCAUGAAAGAAAGAGUGAUGGGCAAGAGUGAAACAAAUUCUGGUCAUGCUGAGAAAUGAAAUGAAGCCUGAAGGCAGUUGACGCAAUGGGAGAAAACGGAGGGAUUCAUAACUUAGAGAAAGGGUAGAUAUUAGAAUUUAAAAUUUCAGAGCUGGAGCAGUCAUAUAUAUAGUACAUUGUCACGGGAAUAUUAUAAGACAGAGUAAGAGUAUUGUAGGGCUAAACCAUUGGGGUUUUUUUAAUCCAUAAAACGUUUACAGUGGCUACAGGGACACACUGCCACCAACCACCUUAAUGAGUUUAUACUCAUGAUGUAGAGUCUCCACUCCACCCCUCACUUCCAUUAACUUAGCCUCAAAAUUAAGUUCAUUUACACUUACCCUCAGUUCUUACAACUCUACACACUCAAAUGUGUACGUGCAUGCACGUGUGCACGUGUACACACAUACAUGCACAGAAAUCCCACCUAAAAUACCCACAAUAAAGUUUUUGACAAAAUAGAUUUAUUUAGUCUCCCCCUCUUUUAAAGAAAUUCAAGAUUUAAUACUGACCUGACUUUCUGGCUGUGGUGGUGGGAAUGGUGUAUACUCUUUCUUAACAGUUUUCUUCUUCGGUUCCUUGCGUUUAUUUACAUUUUUGUGUUUGAACUGUGGCAAAAAUCUUUCCCAACUUUGUGAUCUUAGUUCAGAAUCUUUUGCCAAUUCUCGUUUAAUCAUUAAAGUCUUUAAUCAAGGAAACAGAAGAAGAAAGUAAAAAUUUUUAAUUUCAAAAGUCAUACAUUUGUGAAACAAAUACAAUAAAAACAUUGUUUCUAUAAAUGAUGAAAUUAAAAGAGGUAAGCAGUAGUUCCUAGUCUCUCUGGUGAGAUUAAACCAGUUCCAUAAAGAAAAACAGGGCUAUCUCAAGCAUGCAUAAUUAGUCAAGCAUUAGAAAACCAUUAGAAAUUUAGAUUAAGAAAUGCAGAACUGUUAAAAUAUUUGAGAUGAAAAUGAAACUAAUUCAGCUUUUUGACUCUUAUUGCAUUAAAAUCAUCAAAUUCAAGUUAAUAAUAGCAAGGGGUGAUUUCUUAUUAGCUCUAUAUUCCCUGUGAGCAGAAGUGUUUAGUAGCCACCAAGAUCUUUCACAGGCAAAGAGAAAAGCAGAAUAAAUGUGUUCAUGAUUAGAUAAAAUCAAUACUCUCCCAUUUCUGCCACUCUGCUCGAAUUUUAUGGACAUUGAUGCAUCAAAGGAUACAAACCAGGCAUUAGAUGCACCGCUAGCUCUCCUUUUAUGUGCAAUGUCCCAGUGUAACUGAAAAUCACUUUUUCACUUCAAACUCUGAGACUUUUAAGUUUCAAUUGAUUGCUCAACAAACAUCCAUCACCAUGGCUCAUUAUACCAUGGUUAUAUUUCCAAGCACAAUUAUGAACUUUGUACACACAGUAGACCUCUCUCAAAAGGCCUACAAUUUGAGUUUGAAAUCCCAAAAAAGGUUUUAACGUGGUAAGAUAUCCCAGACUUUAUUUAAAAGAAGUAUAAUUGAUAUAAUCUAUGACAAAUUCCAUGAAGCUCAUUUUCAUUGUAUGACAAUUACAUAAUACUCAAUAGUUUUCAAACUGUGCUCUUAAGGCUGGGGUGAAAUAGAAAUGGAGUUAAGUGGCUAAACUCUACCUUUAAUUUACACAAAAUAGCUCUGCUUUAUCUAUUUUAUAUAUUAGCUUUCAUAAAAUAUUUAACUUCAGGAAAAGUUUCUGUACCUAAGAGAAGUUUAACAACCACCAAUAUGGUGAUAUAUAAUUAGCACUCACUUUAAUGUUAUAUAUUGGAUGAAUAUUCUUCAUAGUAUCUAGGACUACUUUCCGAACCUGAAAUUUAUGAAUAAAAAUAAAUUAGUCACAAGGAUUUCAAUGAAUUGGAUAGGAGAGGACUACUACACUACAAAAUAUCCUAUGUAUCAGGCAAUAGCUACCAAAUUGAAUAUACAGUAAAACCUGGGUGAAAGCUGAACUUGUGUAAGAUGGGAAUCUGUCAGAGAAGAAAAACUCAAAUAUUUUCCACCUCAAAUAUUUUCCUCUAGAUAGUGACAGGAAAGUGGUGACUAUACCCUGUCAAAGGCAGAAAAAUUGUGAGACCUGGAAAAACAAGGCAGUCCUAUGGAGUACCGGCUCUCACAGGUUUCACUGUAGUAGUCCCUUCAACUGCUGAGUGGCUUCCAGAACUUUCGUAAUAGUCACCCUCUUCUGAAUACAAUGAAGUUUCUCAACUUUUCUGUUAAAAUGUGGUACCUAGAACUACAACACCACUCUGGAGCUAUUUAAUUUAGGGAGAAGAGGGCUGGUUUUAGAGUCAGAAAGCGUAAAUUAAAAUAAUGGGACUGCCACUUCAUAUAGGAAAGUCCCAUCACUCUCCUGUUCCAGGUUUCUCAUUUGUAAUAUGGAAAUAAAGCUAUCUUUACCUCAAAGGUCCAUUGUAAGAAUUAAAUAACGUAUUUUAAAGACUAUAAAGUAUUCAAGAUAUUUAAACUGUAAUUGCCUUAUGAGAAAAAGGCAGAUAAUUUAUGAGAAAGAGGUCAAAACAGAAUUACUAUUAAAGGGCCUGGAAAGGAACCAAGAUGGAAAACCUCACAGCCACAUUUAGACAGGAACAGCAUCAAAGAGAGUGAACAGAAAAGCUCUGCUCCACAGAUUUUCUUAUAACAUUAAUUUAACAAAUUAAAUAAAAUUCUCAAGAAAACAUUUAUUAAACUCUGCAUUAAAAAUUCAAACAAAACAAAAUAUAUCUUUAAAGAAAAAAGUCUUCAGACUCUGCCCUCUACUGGCUGAAUGCAUUACUGCAAAUGAGAUCUAUGGAAGUCUCCAAUCAUUUGAGCACACGUAACUGUUUCUGGUAUGUGCUAUGGAACCAAGAUUUUAAGCACUCAUUUAAAAUUUGUAGUGGGAAGAGUGAUGAUGAGCAGACUUUCUAAUUCAGAAACAGAUUCUCCACAGUUGCCAAAGGUUGACCAUAAUAUGUUAGGCUCCAGGAGUGGUAAUUCAUUCAAAUAACAUGAAGUGCAAAUUAUUUACUAAUGGGAAUCAAACAACACAUACUUUAAAAACAAAGUAAUUAUAAAACCAUAUUUAAUCCAAUGAACUAUUACAACCAAACUAUUUAAUUUUCUCUCUGAUGCAAAUUAACUGAAGAUAAUAAAUAGUUCUCAUUUACCUCUUUUAAGCCACUGAAGGGUCCAAUGGCUGACACCGUGUUUCCCUGAACCAUAACGUAACAGUUUGUUAACAGUUCCAAUGCCUGUCUCAAAAGAACAAUAAGUUGAAAUUUAGUACACUGAAAAAACUAACGAUAGAGGUAGAUAUUUAUGCCUUCCACUGAUUAAAAAGUACCUUCAAUGUAGAUCCUUUGGGCCCAAUAAGUCGUUGUCUUCUUUUUACAAAUCUUUCUUUAUUUCGUACUAAAGAACCUAUUUUAAUGAUGUCACAUGCAACAUCAUCCUGAAGAAUUCGUACUGCCUUUUAGAAAAAUAAAGAUAAUAAUCUCAUCAAUAUUGUUUACAAAUAUAUUUCUUUACCAGCCCAAGCUACUAUCUAAGCAUAAACAUGAAGAGUAUAUAGCAAAAGAUUUUAUAUGCUGUUAUACGCUGUCUAUAAUAUUCAUACAACCAAAGCAAAAUUUUUGCAAUUUUAGAGUUACCUGAUCAAAUGAAACACUCCUUGCUAAAAGUUUUAUUAGGUCUCUGGCCCUAAUGAUGAUAUAUGGGUCAAAAGUCUUCUUUGUUGUACAAACAGUCAUGCUGCCCUCAAUCAAGUCCAAGGUUGCAUUAACGUGCUACAAAAAGGACAGAGCAAACAAGCAGUUGUCUAAGAUUGCAUUCAAUUUUAGAUAAUUAUAGCACUCAUCUUAACCAAACCAAACCAAACCCCACUGCUGUUGAGUCAGUUCAGACUUACAGUGACUCUAUAGGACUGAGUACAACUACCCCACAGGGUUUCCAAGGCUGUAAAUCUUUACAGAAGCAGGCUGCCACAUCUUUCUCCCACAGAGUGGCUGAUGGGUUCAAACUGCUGACCUUUCAGUUAGCAGCCUUUUGGUUAGCAGUGCUUAACCACUACCAAACCAUUUAUCAGUUUCUGUGCCAUUAAGUCAUCUUUCAAAUUCUUUCAACUCCCACCCUGAAGAAGCUGGAGAGUUAAAAGAUAAAAUAAUAACUUGAUUACUCUCAUCCUUCACAUAAUAUCAGAAAUCUAAGCAAUUGAAACCACUUAUACUUGGCUUUAGAAUACACUGUAUUACUAGAAUAAAGAUUAUCUCUAGUUUAAAAAAAACACAUUAAUCCAAAUGAGACCAUACUUUAGACCUAACAUAGAAAUGUAAAGCUAUAUAGCUUCCUCAGCCUGGACUCAGCUCCAAUCUACAAUCCACUCCCUAGAUGAAAACAGACUUUCCCUUCCAAUCUUUCUUCCAAUUGGUUAGGGAACUAAGGGCAAAGUAAAAACAAAUUAUCAUAGAUUCAGCAAGAAUCUGUAAUUAUGAAAAUUUAAGCAUUUAUUCUCAAAAGAAAGAAUAAGAUUUAAACAAAGCAAAUAAAAAUAAUAUUUUCUGACAAAUGAGCAUAAUCUGAGCAAUAUUUCAACACAGUGAGUUGAUAAACAAUAUGCUUAACGUAAAGGUAAAGGUAUAAACGAGAAAAAUCUCAAAGAAAUGGAUAAAAUGUACAUACAUGUUCAUUCAAGGCUUUCUGUACCAAUGGCCAGCAUUCUUUCAGGUAAGCCUCUCUAUAUUUUGGGAACAAAGUGGCAAAGCUGCUCUCCUCCAGGAGUCCUCUGGGAUUGUCCUCUUUGGAAAAAGCUGGUUCUUUCCAACCAUCCGGAACAGUGAGGAGUUCUGAGUCACCUAUAGAAGGUAAAAAAUUUACACGCCACAUUUUAUCUGUCUUUUGGACACUUUUUGAACACUUCUAUGUACACAUUCACAAGCUUCCCAAUACUCUUCCUUACACUUUCUCUCCCUCUGCUUUUUAUACAUUCAACAGUCAAAGAAAAUGCCUCUGUCAUUAUCAUCAAUACACUAUAUUAUCUGUUUAUGUUUUAGUCAUCUCAUAAGUUCCUUAAAGGCAAGAACUCUCCUCUUCCUUGUAUCCACACAGGCAGGCAUAUGCUGACAGAUAGUGGGUACUCAAGAAACUUCUACUACACUAAACUACUACACUAAACUAUAAAGUUAUUUAUAGUUAAGAUAGUGAUGUAAACAAAAUGAUAUUUGAGAUCCAAAUAUCAUUUUGUUUACAUCACUAUCUUAACUAUAAAUAACUUUUCUGACUUCCCUGGAAUAGAGCCCAGACACACGUAAUAUGUGUCCAUGGGUGUGUACAUAUGCAUGAAAAUGUCAAAGGCUGAUUCUCAUGUAUACUUUCCAUUAAUGAUAACUUAUAUAGGGCUUUAGGUUUUGCAAAGAGUUUUCAAGUGCCUUAUUUCUGUAUGCCCUUCAUGACACUAUGAAAGGUAGCAAGAACCAGGAUUAUUAUUCUCAUUUUAUGGGUAAACACACAAUCCAAAAAGGAUAAGUGACUUGCUUAAGGGAACACAAAGCUGAUUCAGUUUAGGACUUUCUUCACUCACACAAAAUGCUUCCAAAGGACCAUAAAUUAUCUCUCACAUUGUUUUUUAAAAGUUGUGGUCCUGGAUUUUAAGACCCUCUUAAAUCCAAUAGCUAUUCUCUAAUCUAAAACUACUCAAAAGUAUGAUCCACAGACUUUCAGCAUCAGUAUCACCUGGGAGUUUGUUAGAAAUCCAGUUCUUGGGCCAACCCCAGACUAGGGAACCAGAAUCUCUGGGGUAAGGCCCAGGAAUGUGUGUUUUAACAAUCUCGUCAAGAGACUCCUACGUAUACUAAAGCUUCUCAGACCUGAACCCAUUGUAUCAAUCCCAGUCAGGUAAACUUAUUUUCUGCUUCGUGUACUCAUAUCCAGUUUCUUUUUUCUGGUUCAGAUCACAGAAAAUUAGUCAGAUGCAUGUUUCAUUCACUCCCCCAAUAUCCAUAAAAAGCCCUCAACAUUUGAAAACAGUAAUUACUUAAAAUACAUAUCUGCUCAAGUCCCUACCCAAUUUAAACACUUCAAUGACUAUGAAUUAAUAAGUAAGAAAAAGAUAAAUCUACCUACCCUCCCCCCAAAAAACUGACAAAACAAAUAAGCAGGAAUUUCACAACAGAAGAAAACACAAAUAGCCAUCAAAAAAAAAAAAAAAAGGGGGGGGGAAA
Molecule: messenger RNA, 12779 nt
Organism: Loxodonta africana (African savanna elephant)
Lineage: Eukaryota; Metazoa; Chordata; Mammalia; Proboscidea; Elephantidae
Gene: GLIPR1
Product: GLI pathogenesis related 1
Exons: 8
Coding region: 374-1174 (266 amino acids)
Cellular component (GO): extracellular region
Source: RefSeq, a predicted model, not a curated record